Messenger RNA from Saccoglossus kowalevskii, 534 nucleotides. Its product is annotated as D-aminoacyl-tRNA deacylase 2-like. The record is from RefSeq and is a predicted model, not a curated record. NCBI's taxonomy places the organism in Eukaryota, Metazoa, Hemichordata, Enteropneusta, Harrimaniidae. Gene Ontology annotation, biological process: tRNA metabolic process. Gene Ontology annotation, cellular component: cytoplasm. Gene Ontology annotation, molecular function: D-tyrosyl-tRNA(Tyr) deacylase activity.
AUGGAUACCCUACAACUUUCGCCGAUACCAGGAUCUGACCUAAUCGAAUCCAAGGCGAGAAUCGUCAUCCAGCAGUGCGUCUCGGCGCGUGUCCAACUCCAAUCACCAGUGGAAGGUGGUUCUGUCGACUUUGUGGAGAUUAAAAAAGGCAUUGUAGUAUACGUCUGUUUUCUGAAGGAAUGUUCAAAGGAACUACUAAACCGAAUGGCUCAUGUUGUUUUACAUGUGAGGUACCUGAAAGACGCCCACGGUAGUCGUGUGUCAGUUCUGGAGCUCCCAGGCGACGUGUUGAUAGUUCCACAAUCUACACUCGGCGGAAUUCGCAAGAAACGUCAUUUGACCUACCAUUAUAAUGUCAACAAGGAAGAUGCCCACGAAAUGUACAAAGAAUUCGUGUCUCUUUGCCGACGUGGUGUGGAAGAAAAUGUGCGCCAUCAGUGCCAAGUACGGUGCGGACAGUAUAACAGUAAACAAGAAGGCAUGCUGGUGGAGAGCGGCGAGUGUGGACUUAUGACGCAUUUGGUUGAGUUCUAA